Messenger RNA from Schizophyllum commune H4-8, 225 nucleotides. RefSeq lists its product as uncharacterized. The record is from RefSeq and is a predicted model, not a curated record. The transcript is spliced from 3 exons. Bases 1 to 225 code for a protein of 74 amino acids. NCBI's taxonomy places the organism in Eukaryota, Fungi, Basidiomycota, Agaricomycetes, Agaricales, Schizophyllaceae.
AUGGAGCACUGGAGGACUAAGCUGCACAACAAGGUUCGCGGCAAUGGGUGGCAACCGCCCGUUUACGACUUCAAGGCGUUUGGGCCUUCCCAUGCCCCUAUGUGGUUAUGCAUCGUACGGCUCCAGGGUGCCGAAUACGGCCGCGGUGACGCGCCGACAAAGGGGGCUGCUGCCGAGAUAGCAGCCCAGCGAGCCUUCCAGGAGCUCUUGCACAUGGGAUUGUGA